AUGUAUCCAUCAUACAACAAUAGUUAUAAUUGUACGAAUUCUAUAAAUAAUGUCUCAACAAGUUCAUCUUCUCACCGGAAUGGCUGCGGUACACAAUCAUCGCCAAAAGUUAUACCUCGUAAUCAACAUAAUUCAGCUUCCACACAAGUAUAUCAGCAAAAUAAUUGGGAUUCAAAUAAAUCUGCUUCUACUCCGCUACCAACAUCCUAUUUACGGAGGUUAUAUAAAUUGGGUUCCAUAAAAAAUAAUGAUGAAAUGAGCAUGUUGAAUAGCAUCAAUACACAGGAUUGUAACGACAUUCAAAUCAGUAAUAAAAAUGAACUAAAUUUUCAAACUCCGAAAACCAAGAAGUUAGAUGAAGUCUACCUUUCAGUUAAUCGCAGAACACAACCGGGUAUUUCAGCAGCAAUUAAAUUAUUGUCACAAAAUCUGAAGCCAAAAAUAAAUCCUAAUAACGAAGUUAUUGAUGAUUCUAAUAGUAAUAGCAUUACUACCAAUAUUGUUAAUACUAAUACGAAUACUAAGGGAAGUAAUCAGAAUAAAAUUUCCACUAAUGGCAAAAAUGACAAUUUAUCCACUAUGCUUCCUCAUUCAAGCCGAGUUGAAUACUCUUCUUGGAAGAAUAAACGAUACAGUUAUACUCCUACUUCUUUCGCUAACCACAACUAUGGUAAUAAUAUCGGUAA
Schistosoma mattheei is the source of this 686-nucleotide messenger RNA. The record is from the annotation of a GenBank genome assembly. NCBI's taxonomy places the organism in Eukaryota, Metazoa, Platyhelminthes, Trematoda, Strigeidida, Schistosomatidae.